GAACAACGAAAUCCCAGCAUUAAGAGCGGCUCCCGCUCGUGUCGGAUAUUUAUUAGUGCUCGGUGAUUAUUGGCGCGCCACCUGCCGGUGACACCGACAAACAACCCGUUGAUGACGCGUCCCACCACGCCCUCCACGUCGGCGGUGCCUGAAUGAUGAACUGCUGCUGGCGCGUCUUCUGUGUGGUUUCACAGCUCGUUCACUAACUAACCAAACAUGAAGAGAACCAGAGGCGGCGGAGAUGAGGAAGCUCCCCGGCAGAAUGGCUCUGUCGGCCGAAAGAAAGGAGAUCCGCAGCAAAGUGAGGCGGACGACGGGGGCUCUACCCUCGGUCCAGCUGACCUGCAAGACGACGACAAUGACCCGGGACUCAGGAGAGAAAUACGGAGCAAGUACAGAGACCUCAUCAACUCGGUGCAACAGAAUAGGGAAGAUAUGCUCAGUCCCUCCAACAACAAACUCACAGAAGUUUUAGAAGAGGCAAACAAACUUUUUAAAGAUGUCCGACAGGCGAGGGAAGCAGCUCUAGAUGCUCAGCUCCUCGUUGUGGCCACAGAUCUGGGAAAGGAGAAAGCCAGCCAACUGUUUGCUGAGGGCACGGCUUUCGAUCAUAUAGCUUUUGCUGAGCGCCUUUUGUCCUUCAUGGGUCUCAACCGACUAGAAGAUGGGGAGGACGACCAGCAGAACAGAGGUGGAAUUGACGGCUACCUGCCCAAAGAUGCUUGGCACAGAGUGGCUAGGAGAGCAGAGUCCUGUUUCAUGACGGCACCGGCCUUCCACUACAUGAUGGGUUCGUUCCACGCAGAGCCACCUCCACCAAAGCAAAAGAUAGAACGGCAGAGGAAGGCACCCAGCAAGGAAGCCGCGAGGAUAAUGCCUACUCAGCUGAAGAAAAUGGAAGGCUCCCACCAAGAAGCGACAGAGAAAGAGGUGGAAAGGAUCCUGGGAUACCUGAAGAGUUAUUACCAAGAUGAUCCAACAUCCCCAAUAUCUUAUUACGAGUUUGUCAUCGACCCCAACUCAUUUUCCCGAACAGUAGAAAACAUUUUCCACACGUCUUUUCUCAUCAGGGAUGGGCUGGCACGGAUGUAUCUAGAUGAUGACAAAUUGCCCUGUAUAGCGCCUGUAGAGGAGGGGGAGGUGGAAGCUGGAGGAUCAUGGAGCCGGAAACAGUGCAUCAUCUCUAUCAGCCCAAAGAUAUGGAGGGAGCUCAUAGACGCCUUUGACAUCAGAGACACGUUGAUUCAGCCUCAGAACACACAGACUGAGUGAUGGACGCUGCCACUUUUUGUUCGCUGAAACUGAGCAUUGUUUUUAGGUGUGUUACGUUUUUUUUUUAAACAUAUAUAUAAAUUCUAAAUAAUAAAAUGCCAUUGCAAAGUCAUGUAUAAACUGUGUAUGUCACACGUGUUAAUUGUGACUAGUGACAUUUUGUUUUAAUUUUUUACUGUUUUUAAAAGUUUGAAUAAUAAAAGAGAAAGAAGAGAAAAAUGGUACUGUUUUAA
Messenger RNA from Larimichthys crocea (large yellow croaker), 1505 nucleotides. It is a transcript of the gene nsmce4a, whose product is annotated as NSE4 homolog A, SMC5-SMC6 complex component. Gene Ontology annotation, biological process: DNA repair. The transcript is spliced from 12 exons. Gene Ontology annotation, cellular component: Smc5-Smc6 complex; nucleus. The record is from RefSeq and is a predicted model, not a curated record. The coding region runs from base 217 to 1272 and encodes 351 amino acids. Lineage: Eukaryota; Metazoa; Chordata; Actinopteri; Sciaenidae.